This is a messenger RNA of Aspergillus pseudotamarii, 2274 nucleotides long. RefSeq names its product heterokaryon incompatibility protein-domain-containing protein. The coding region runs from base 1 to 2274 and encodes 757 amino acids. Lineage: Eukaryota; Fungi; Ascomycota; Eurotiomycetes; Eurotiales; Aspergillaceae. The record is from RefSeq and is a predicted model, not a curated record. The transcript has a single exon.
AUGUCGGAGGCGGAUGAAAUCUGUUCAAAUUGCAGAACGGUUGACUUUUACUCCCUUUUCACGGGACCUCGUUACUUCCCAGGAGAUGGCGUCGACCAACGAGUCAGAGUCAAGCUUGGCACUCUCGUGGAAAUGAAGGCCAACACAAGAUGCCCGGCCUGCCGUCUUGUCGUCCAUGAUCUGUACGCUGGGGGCGAACUUGCACACCCAUGGGAGCACUAUGGAGAUGAGGUGGAUCCUUCCCAGGUCCAGGUUGUUGCUGUCCCAAUACGCGGCGACUACUACGAGGAUAUGAAGUAUUCCGACGCCAAUAGAAAGAAUAUGCUAGCGACAGAUCUACAGAUUCGCUUGGAUGGCAUUACAGGUUGUCCUCCGGAUUUGGUCAAGAGAAUUCGUCGUCAUGAUAGAGGUCCCGGCAUUCGGUUAUUGUCUCCCGAUUCGGUGGUCCCUGAAAGGCCCCUGCUCAACGGUUUCCGGACUACGAACAGAGAAAAUAGUUUGAGACUCGUACGUCAGUGGAUGGAGACAUGUCGUGAGAGCCAUCAGGAUACUUGCCACUUCAGGGACGAACUCGGUGCUUACCUACCAGCGACCCGGCUGGACAAGAUUCGACUUAUUGAUGUGACAGAGCGAAAUCUUGUAGAGCGCAACUUCACCGAAGUACCUUAUGCAGCUCUGAGUUAUGUCUGGAAGGAGGCGCACUCAAAUAGUGAGAGCUUCCGAGCUGACCUUGGGGGGAAACUAGACGGAAGCAAAGAUAGAACUGUGAGACUUCCUGAAAACAUGCCACGGGCUAUAGAGGAUGCGACUCUUGCCUGCCAGGCUCUUUCAAUUCCAUAUCUUUGGGUUGAUCUGUACUGUAUAGAUCAAUAUAAUGAAGACAGGAAAGCUUCCGAGAUCAAUGCAAUGGGUCACAUCUAUCGAUGGUCCGAGAUCACCCUCGUGGCAGGGAGCCUAACAGGCUCCCACAAGCCCUCGGACGGUAAACAGUGGGGUUUGGGUCUCACAGAAUGGAACGAGGACCUCGACCAAGGACAACGAACCGAAACCAUCGAUGGCCGGAGAUACAUUACCAGCUUACCUUCCAUCAUGACCCAAAUCCAACGCUCACCAUGGAAUAGACGAUCCUGGACAAUGCAAGAAGGAAACCUAGCGACUAGGGUGGCUUUUUUUGGCGCCCAUGAUGUCUCUUUUAUGUGCGGCGCAGGGCAUUGGAGAGAGUCCCAACACUCUGGCAAAUAUGGCCAUGAUGCAAAUAUACCUGAACUAGAUCUGCAUUCUCAGGGAUUCUACUUGUUAUCUGGCUAUAACUGGCUGAGUGGAUCGGAAUGGCGAUUCGAUGAUUACAACUCAAUCCUUGCAAAAUACACCGGGCGAGAUAUAUCCCUCCAAUCUGAUAAACUCAACGCCAUCGUUGGGUGUCUCCAGAUCAUUGCCCAGAAGCAUGACAUGAAGUUCCUGAGUGGACUACCUUCCAAGGACUUCCAUUACGCUCUCCUCUGGUCGCGGGAAUAUGAUAAACCGCGCGAGGGCUUUCCCAGCUGGUCCUGGGCUGGCUGGCAUUCCCCCCAACAAGUUAUAGAUAUCUACCCCAAGAAAGGCGACUCAGGGUGCAUGAUGGAACUAGAAGAUGGGAGCUACGAGCACCGUGGCCCACAAGUAACCGAGCUCGAGCUUGAGGGUUUCUACAUCUCUCCCAUUGAACAUCCUCAUAUGUUCAAUCGUUGUUCGCAAGAGUUAGCCCAAAUUCAUGUGGCCGCAUCCACCGACUGCCUGACCAUCACUUCAGAAUCGGUUCAUUCUUUUAUCGACAUUGUCGCUGAUCGAACCAAGUCACACGAAGAUGACCAUGUGGGUCAGUACCCAUUCGUGCGAUGUAGCUUUGACUCUACCAUCGACUCGGGCGAGUCCUGGGAACCAGAAACCGAAUAUAUAACGCCAUAUGACCGUAUUCGUCUACGUGAUUCCUCGGGAAAUUCAUACGCCAGCCACAUUCCUCGCUGGGACUCGACAGACACGGUCAACUUACCACACACGAUUCGUGGAUCGACCUUGACCUGGCUUCUGCGCGAUGGCAUCGAGCUGAUCAAAAUUGUUGGUGUCAAGCUACUGGAGGGUGCGGAUGGCCUGCAGAAGUUAGACCACAUUUGCUGUCUGGGCAUUGCUCGUAGCCAGAGAAUUCCUGGGCGAGUAACGAGAAUGGGAAAGUUUUGGAUUCCGAGGGAAUGGUGGGAGAAAGCAGGACCCAAGGAGACGACGGUGGAGAUGUGGUAG